Molecule: messenger RNA, 2113 nt
Organism: Paramecium pentaurelia
Lineage: Eukaryota; Ciliophora; Oligohymenophorea; Peniculida; Parameciidae
Source: the annotation of a GenBank genome assembly
AUGUUUGAAAUUCGUUUAUUACCUUUUUUACUUGUCUUCACUUGGGCAAUAAUUGUAGAAAGACCUAUUACAUAAAUAUCAUGGUGUGGAGCUUCUAUUAUAUAUACUAGAGAAGAUGAAACCAUACCUUAAUUUUAAGGUUUGGAAGAAGAAAAGACAAUAUUUUUUAUUACAGAAGCUCACCAUGUAUAUUAAAGUAAUGGAACUGUUUGGAAUUAAAUUGAGGGUUUAUUUGAAGAUAUUUAGAUUUCUCCUGCAGAUUCACGUGUCAUAUUUUUAUUUGGUCAAAAUGGUUAGAAAAGCUAUAGAACAAAUGAUUGUGGUGAAAAUUUUGAAGAAAUUGAUACUGAUGGAUUUUAUGGAUUUAGAUUAAAUAAAAUGAGUUGGAAAUGGAUGCUAGCAUUUAAAAAAUAAUAAUGUGAUAAUUUUGAUAUGGAUUGUAAAGAACCAUAUAAUAAUUAAUUGUUUUAUUCUGAAGAUGGAGCAAAGACUUGGUUACCAUCAUUUAAGAAUUGUAGAGAAGCAGCAUGGGAUAAAAUCAUAGAAGACAUUACAGUUCCAGAUGAAAGAUCUAUUGUAUUAUUUUCAUAUGAAAAUCAAACAUAAUUGAUCUACUCUGAUGAUUUUGCUAAUUAUCAUACUUUAAUGAUUGGUGCUUAAGGUUACUAUUAAACUUCUAAAUAUCUUUUUGUUUUAACCUCUUCAAGUAAUGGAGGAUAUGAAUUACAUUAUGGACAUUCUAAAUUAGAAGAAUUUUAAGAGAAAUUAGUAGAGUUGCCAUUAUAAAUUUUAAAAGAGUAUUCUUAUACUGUCUUAGAUACUGAAAAUGGUAGAAUAUACUUAUCUGUUUCCCAUUAUUAAUAAGAAUAAUCAAUAACUAAUGUUUAUAUUAGUAAUUAAAUAGGAUAAGAUUUUUAAAUUGUAUUAACAAAUAAUGUUAGAUCAACUUAAGAUGGAAAUUGUGAUUUUGAAAAACUUUUAGGUUUAACUUCAACUUAUGUUGCUAAUACAUAUGAUUAAAGAGAUUAAGAAGAUAAAUCAACAGUAAUAAGUUUUAAUGGAGGAAAGAAAUGGGAAUCAAUUAAGGCUCCUAAAUAUGAUUCAGAAGGGAACAUUAUUGAAUGUGGAGGAGAAUGUUCUUUGCAUUUUGUUGGAAGAACUGAAUCAUAUAGAUAAACUAUUUAUACAGUAGAUUAAGCACCAGGAAUUGUUUUAGGUGUUGGAAAUGUUGGAUUAUUUAUAACAUAAGAAUAAAAUACAUAUAUGUCAGCAGAUGGUGGAUAGAAUUGGAUUGAAGUAAGAAAAGGAUCUCAUGUCUUUGAAAUAUCAGAUUUUGGAGGAGUUAUUGUUAUGGCAAAAGAUUAUGAACCCACUAAUGAAAUUAUUUAUUCUAUUGAUUAUGGGAAGACAUGGAAAACAAAAAUCAUUUAUGAUGAUUUAUUCAUGGCAUAAAAUUUAGUUACUGAAGCAUCUGGAACAGUUAGAUAUUUUCUUAUCUAUGGUAAAACAGAUAAAGGGGAAGGCAUAAUUUUAAAAUUAGAUUUUAGUGAUAUAUUUUCAAGAGAAUGUAAAUCAAAUUUAGAUUAUGAUAUUUGGAAUUCUAAAUGUAUUGAUGGAUCUUAAACGAAAUACUAUAGGAAAAAAGAAAAUUCAGAAUGUUUUAAUCCAAAAUAGAUGAUAACCAAAAAAAUAAUAGAACCUUGUCCUUGUAAAAGAGAAGAUUGGAUAUGUGCCUAAGGCUAUACUAGUUAAUUAGAAGGUGGAGAUUGUUUACCUAUUGUAAAUAUUUCUGAUUAUUGUGAACCAGGAAAAACAUUUUUCAAAACAUAAGGAUACAUAAAAUUAACAUAAUGUGUAGGAGGGUAAAUUAUUAUAUAAUUAAAAAAGUUUAGAUUUAGGACCUAUUGAAACUUAAUGUCCAAUAUCUUUUAAUUGGAAUGACAUCCUUUUAUAUUUAAUAAUAAUUGCAUUUUUGGUUUUUGUGAUUUUAAUAGGUUAUGUAAUAUUAAAAAGAGUAUUGACAUCUGGUUAAAAAGAUUAAAAUAUAAAUAUCAAUAAAUAUAAUUAAAUGGAGUUUUAGGAAGAGGAUGAUGAUGAAGAUUAAUAAUUAUGA